Phodopus roborovskii (desert hamster) is the source of this 929-nucleotide messenger RNA. It is a transcript of the gene Ptrh1, whose product is annotated as peptidyl-tRNA hydrolase 1 homolog. Gene Ontology annotation, molecular function: peptidyl-tRNA hydrolase activity. Lineage: Eukaryota; Metazoa; Chordata; Mammalia; Rodentia; Cricetidae. The transcript has 5 exons. The record is from RefSeq and is a predicted model, not a curated record. Bases 1 to 645 code for a protein of 214 amino acids.
AUGUUGUGGUCCGGCCUUUUUCGCUCCAGGAUGCGGCGGAGUUGGGCCUUGAGGCAGUGCAUUUCGGAGGCCCGGUUCCCCGGGAAGCGGUGGCUGGUGGCUGGCCUGGGGAACCAUGGAAUGCCUGGCACGCGGCACAGCGUGGGUAUGGCAGUGCUGGGGCAAAUAGCGCGGCGCCUGGGAGUGGCGGAGAGCUGGGCUCGUGACCCUCGCUGCGAUGCUGACCUCGCCCUGGCCCCUCUUGGGGAUGCCCAGCUGGUACUACUCCGGCCACGACGCCUCAUGAACGUCAAUGGGCGCAGUGUGGCCCAAGCUGCGGAGCUGUUUGGGCUGACUGCGGAGGAGAUCUAUCUGGUGCAUGAUGAACUUGACAAGCCCCUGGGAAAGCUGGCUCUGAAGCUGGGGGGCAGUGCAAGGGGCCACAAUGGAGUCCGUUCCUGCAUUAGCUGUCUGAACUCCAAUGCAAUGCCGAGGCUACGGGUAGGCAUUGGGCGCCCCACAAACCCUAGUAUGGUGGCUGCCCAUGUCCUGGGCUAUUUCUCCCCUGAGGAGCAGGAGCUACUAUCCCCAUUGCUGGAUCAGGCCACCGACCUGCUUCUGGACCACAUCCGUGUUCGAAGCCAGGAACCACCUUCGCGCCUCUGACUCCAGUGGACAUAUCUACCUGUUUGAGUGCGUGCUGGUGCCCUGAAGCCCAGAAACAGCCACAGAACUGCCAUGACACAUUUGGUACCCACUGUUUAUGUAACUUCUGGGUUGCCCCAGGCUACUUGCAGGUUGAAGGAGGGCCACAGUCUAUUUCUUCUGCUGUGGCUUGGUCUCCAUGUGCUACUUACGGUGUAGGAAAGGUUUAGGAAUGCUGAACUUUCUGAAUCUUUUGAGAGCACCAGAUGGGCUGAUCUGCAAGAUUAAAAGAUGCUUGCUUGAAA